Molecule: messenger RNA, 2886 nt
Organism: Pocillopora meandrina
Lineage: Eukaryota; Metazoa; Cnidaria; Anthozoa; Scleractinia; Pocilloporidae
Source: the annotation of a GenBank genome assembly
AACAAGAAACGACGUAACAGGAUAAAAUAUACUUGGCAUACAAUGAAGCUUUUUUUGUUUGUCUUCUGUAUUCUGGUAACCACUUCGAGCAAAGGACAUUCAGCUGGAGUUAACCAUGUUCAUCACUGCGAGAAUCCGAGAAGGAUCUCCAACCUUGAGGCUGAUUUGAUUCUUGGUGGGUUGUUUCCUGUCCAUGUUAUGCAACCGACGGGUAAAGGGACACAACAGGAAUACGAUAUCAAUUUUUACGGAGUUAACUGGGUCGAAGCCAUGUUGUUUACUAUUAAUGAAAUCAACCACGAUCCCCGCUUCUUCCCACUGAAUUUUACUUUGGGCUAUGACAUCAAAGAUUCAUGCAACGAUGUGCCUGUGGCAUUGAAAGCUAUCCUUGACUUUGUUCUCGAUGCUGGAAAUACGACUAUCGACAAAAUUAUCUCCAAGAAUUGCUCUACUCGGUAUUGCAAAUGUACUGACAAGCAGACACUUAUAUCUGCAGUAAUUGGAGCGGCCUCAUCGCCGAUAUCCACUAACGUAGCAAAUCUUCUAGGAGUAGACAAUACACCUCAAAUUAGCUACUCCUCUACAAGCGUUCUUCUCAGUGAUAAGACUGUGUAUCAUUCUUUCUUUAGGACAAUACCAUCCGAUACGUAUCAGGCUCAAGCCCUUGCUGAUUUGCUGAAACAGUUUGGUUGGACGUAUGUGUCUAUCGUUGCAUCUGAUAACGCUUACGGGCGCGCAGGGCUAGACUCCUUGCGAUCAGAACUUAAAAAGAAGAACAUCUGCAUCGCUCUGGAGGAAGUUUUUAAUCCCUCGCUGCCCCAAAAUGAACUACGUCGCAUUAUCAAGUCGCUUAAGAGCACGCCACGCGUUAGAGUGAUCAUUUUAUGGUGCGAAAGGCCGAAUGCGCUAGGGUUCUUAAACGAAGCGUCCCGUAAAAGGUUGAAGGGCAAAACUUGGAUUGGAACGGAAACCUGGGGAGACGCGUGGCAGCUGGAAUCAUUGGAUGAAAACGUCGUAGGAGGGAUGCUUGGAGUGCUGCCAUUGCUGAAAAAGCAUACUGCAUAUGAAGAACAUCUGAAGAGUCUAAAUCCAAACAAUACCGAUCAUAAUCCGUGGAUGUGGGAAUACUGGACAAAAAAAUUUAACUGUAGCUGGGACACGGAAGGUUUAAUGAACAGUACUUACAGCCGUGUCCAUGUAAGAGAGAGAGAAUUGUACGUUUACAAGACCAAGCAUCCAAAUAUGACUAUAAUCUGUCCAAAAUACUCACAGGCUGGUCCUCCAACUGGUGAUCUACUGCCCCGGAAUAAAUACACAAAUGUUAUGGACGCUGUUUACGCAGUCGCUUAUGCUGUGAAAAAUAUUUUGGAUUGCAAGGAUAGAGGCAGUUUUCUUCUGGAUGCACGUGAAAAAUGCCUUUCUGUUGAUGAAAUAACACCGAAUGACAUCCUGAAAUUCCUAAAAAACGUGUCCUUCGAGGGAAGGUCUGGCUCACAAAUCAUGUUUGAUGAAAAAGGGGAUCUGCGUUACGGAUCAUACGCGAUUAAAAACCUCCAACGGUCUGGCAAUAACGAAAUGAAAUUUGUUGAGAUAGGUAAUUGGAGUGGAAUUGAUGGUAAACUUUCACUCAGUAACAAUUCUAAGAUCAUGUGGAAUGGUUGGAGUGCAGAACAACCAAUCUCAACUUGUUCAGACGAGUGUCGUGCUGGGUUUUAUCCGGUCAAAGAAAGUGUGAGAUGCUGUUGGAAGUGCGUUGAAUGCGAGACUGAUUUUAUAAAGCCUAAGGCUGGACAGGACAAAUGUAGGAAAUGCCCAAAUGGUUACGUCUCCAACGCGCCGAGGACCAAAUGCGUGAAACUGAAAUCUGACUUCCUCUCCUGGGGAGAUGGUGAAGGGAUUAGUGCAGCCAUACUCGCUGUUAUUGGAGUUUUUAUAUCUGUCGGUGUCUUGGCAGUUUUUUACAAGUAUCGCAACACAGCUGUGGUAAAAGCAUCCAAUCGAGAGCUCUCGUUCGUGCACUUGGGAUGCAUCGUAGCUAUUUUCGCUCUACCGUUCGUGACGAUUGGUAAACCAACAGUAGCUGGCUGCGCAGCAUUUCCAUUCUUCUUUGGAAUUCCUUUGACCCUCUGUACUUCCAUAAUGCUGUUAAAGACAGACAGACUCCUGCGCAUAUUUCAAGCCAGGUCUCGGCUGACCGCUUCAAGCAGCUAUCUCAUCAGCAAUAAGAUGCAGGUGAUCGUUGCGGUAAUAAUGACUUUAGUUCCAGUUAUUCUGACAACCAUUUGGCUGAUUGUUGAUCCACCCAAUGUCAUGAUUAAGGUUGACAACUCAAGAGAAGGAUGGCAAAUAAUUAGCUGCGACGAAUCUCACGAACUCUUAAACAUUGUUAUUCUGGCGUACGUUUUGAUUAUUGCCCUGCUAUGCACUUACUUUGCUUUUAAAGCCCGUAAGCUUCCUGAAAAUUUCAACGAAGCAAAAUUCAUCUGUUUCGCCAUGUUUGCGUUUUGUAUUUUCUGGCUGAGUUUUUUUCCCGCCUAUUAUGACAGCACAGGCUCAACGCGCAAUUUCGUGUUUUGUUUAGGAAUUCUUAGUUCAGGCUAUGCUGUUCUGGGCAUCAUGUACGUUCCAAAACUUCGCGUGAUUCUCUUUCAUCCUGAAAACAACACUACUGAGGCAUUCAGGGCAACAACUAUGGUGGCCAUGAAGAAAGCAGGGGUAGUUGUUUCUUCCAAUAGUGGGACGCCUCCCCGAAUAACGCCACUUCCUUCCCCUGUACCUUCAAGGCGUAAUUCUCUCGACUUGGUUGUUACAAAUGAAGGAAGAACUUCUGCAGUGAGCAUUGGUCGGACGAUUUUACCAUCAUUGACUCAGUUAGGUCACAGUUAG